Messenger RNA from Pecten maximus, 2146 nucleotides. RefSeq lists its product as uncharacterized. The coding region runs from base 59 to 925 and encodes 288 amino acids. The record is from RefSeq and is a predicted model, not a curated record. Gene Ontology annotation, molecular function: zinc ion binding. NCBI's taxonomy places the organism in Eukaryota, Metazoa, Mollusca, Bivalvia, Pectinida, Pectinidae. The transcript has a single exon.
AUAUUGACAGAUAUGAGAUCAUAAGGUAAAACAGUGCCUGACAACUACCCUUAGCGACAUGGCCGCUCAGACAGCAGUCCCUGGGUGUCCCCGCCAUAACGGGAUGGGGUUUGUUUACGUGUGUAAAUCGUGUGAUGACCAGUUAAUUUGUAUGGAGUGUGUAACAGACAGUCACAUCGGCCACACUCUAGGUAAACUGACUGAUUACGUGGCGGACCAGACACGGGAAAUACAGCAGUAUGUUGUCAAGCUUUCCAAAAGCGACAUUCCUCAAAUCGAGCAGGAUAUUCGUGAAAGUGAGACAAGCGGUGGAGGAUAUCAGAAAAUCAUCAGUGACUUUAAACGUCAGGGGAAACAGAUAAAAGACAACGUCGAUAAUGCUAUUGACUCGUUUGUGAAGAUGUGUACCGAGCUAGAGAAACUAAAUACAAGUAUUUCUGGGAAAAACAAAGCUGCACUAACUAAACAUCUGAGAGAGGACCUGAAGCCCAAACUAGACAGAUGCCAGCAGGUACUGACAUCCUGUUCAACUGCUGACGUCACUACAUUAGCGCGGGAAAUCAGGAAUACCUCCGUUGAUCCACCCACUCUUGAACGUUUGCAGACACUGGAGUUCAAACCCGGAACCAUCUCCACGGAACUCCUGGAACGCAUGAUUGGUAAGAUACUUGUCGACGGGGAAGAUCAGUCGUACAAACCGAUUCCGACACCCGUGUUUCUGUCCGAGUUUAAGACGUCGUUUUAUUUCGAUGUAUGUUGUACAUGUCUUACUGGUGACGAGGCAUGGUUAUCAUACUGGAAAGGUGAAAGCGUGUUCCGGGUGGACAUUAGUGGCAAUGUGAAGGAGACGAUCGAGUGUAAGGUCAAAGUCCAAUUCGAUCUCCGUAUCCCCGACCACAGGAAGGGUGUGGUUCUGUGUGCGUAAUGACCGAAGUAUCCGGGAAAUCACGACGGGUGGUGACGUCGUUACACGCUUUAACGUUAACAAUACACCACGUUCUCUGUGUAUCACUAGUGAUGACAUGGUGGUGGUGGGGAUGAAGGGAGGAAUACAACUGUACACUACAGACGGCCGGGCAGUGUCAGCUGGAACAGGCGGUCCUUGUCGACAGGUGGCAGGAGUUCCUCGUCACACGGUUUCCUGUAUAAAGACCGGAGAUGUAGCUGCUGUUGAUAGUGGUGAUGUAAGUUAUGACGACUACAUCGCUGGAAAGGAACCAGACAAACAGCCUCAUGUCAUCGUGAUGGAUAAACACCUAAACCUGAAGUUUCGCUGUAAAGACCUUGGUACAACCAAAUCAAACGGAAGUUCCAAUCAGUCAUCAAAGUUUUACCCACAAGAUGUUUGUUUUGACGGAGUUGGUGAUGUCCUCGUAGCGGAAAGGAUCACCAAGUCGGUACUACUGAUUGACGGGAAUACUGGACGCUGUAUGAGGACUGUUUAUACAUCUGAUGGAAUUACACCAUGGUGUAUCAGUCUACAGGAGGACGGUACCUUCUGGGUCGGACACAGGGAUGGCAGCAUGACGAUAUUGAAAUAUAAAUAGACAAUAGACAUGUAUCCCCGUGUUGAACAAUGUAUCAAUAUUCACUUACACAGAAGAGUAAUUCAAAUACUGUGGAUUUUACGAUUAAUAAUAGAAAUUAACAUGAAAUUGUAAAACUACUUCACCUGAAUAUGAUAUAUAUAUGUAUAUGUAUAAAGAAAUGAAAAGGAAAUCUUUGAUAUUAAUUACAGCUUAAAAACUUUGUCUUUUAAUUUUACAUUCGCAUAUGUAUUGUAAUCUAUCGUAAUAUUCUUAUGCUGUCUUUAUAAUUUAUUUAUUUGCCAUAAUAUGAAAACAAUCACAUAAAGAGUCAUCAAGUCAAUCGAGUGAGAACGUAGCCUCAUUGUGAAUCACCAUAUACGGUCAAUAUGUAACUUAUAAACUAUAUACUAUGUAUGCUAUUCGGAGUUGCAUUCUGGUUCUCUCAUUUUGGAAUUUUCUUGAUGCCUGUACGGUAUAAAGAUAUACCUUAUAUGACUCGUUGUUUUGAUAUCAGUGUCCUUGUUCUCAUUUUGAGAACAUGACAUUUCUUGUAUGUGAAUUUAUUUACCUACUCUAUUAACUUGCAUGAACACACGACGAUCCUAUAUAAAACAAUC